This is a messenger RNA of Phytophthora infestans T30-4, 1014 nucleotides long. Its product is annotated as Mitochondrial Carrier (MC) Family. Gene Ontology annotation, biological process: fumarate transport; succinate transport. The record is from RefSeq and is a predicted model, not a curated record. Bases 1 to 1014 code for a protein of 337 amino acids. The transcript has a single exon. Lineage: Eukaryota; Oomycota; Peronosporomycetes; Peronosporales; Peronosporaceae.
AUGCUGCCGACAAACACUCCGCUGGUCAACAUGCAGAAGAAGAACACGAAGGAUCAGGUCCUGGCCACCAGUGCGCUCAAGGACGCCAUGGGUGCCGAGAUGAAGAAUCGCCACGUGCCCGUAUACGUCAAGAUGAUGGCUGGCAUGGCCGGUGGUGUCGCCGAAGCCUGCAUUUUGCAGCCUCUGGAUGUGACCAAGACGCGUCUGCAACUGGACCGCACAGGUCAAUACAAGGGCAUGGUCAAUUGCGGCAAGACAAUCUAUAAGACCGAAGGCGGCCUGGCACUCUACAAGGGCCUCUCGCCUUUCGUGACCAAUAUGGUGCUCAAGUACGCUCUGCGCUUUGGCUCCUUCGCCUGGUUUAAGGAACAGAUUGCAGGUGGCAAAGAUAAGCCCAUCACCCCCACGAUCAACUUCACGGCCGGUUUGCUUGCCGGUUGCAUCGAGUCGGUUAUCAUUGUGACCCCGUUUGAGGUCAUCAAGACUCGCAUGCAAAAGGAGGUGGGCGUCGGUCGUUUCAGCGGCCCCAUCGACUGCACGCGACACAUUGUGCGCAACGAGGGCAUCCGUGCGCUCUGGAAGGGCAACAUCCCCACCAUGGCACGUCAGGGCAGCAACCAGGCCUUCAACUUCAUGGCCUUUGCGUGGCUCAACCACCACGUAUGGGACAAGCAGGACGGUGACGGCAAGACUCUGCCCACGUACGCUACGUUCAUAAACGGUCUCAUUGCGGGCUCCCUCGGGCCCAUGCUCAACACGCCUAUGGACGUGUUGAAGACGCGGUUGAUGGCCCAGGAAACUGUGGCCGGACAGGAGCUCAAGUACAAGGGCUUCUUUGACGCCAUGAAGGUCAUUGCCCGGGAAGAGGGCGUCGGUGCCCUGUGGAAGGGUGUGCUCCCGCGUCUCACGAGGAUGGCUCCAGGCCAGGCCAUCACAUGGUCUGUUGUCAUGCGUGUGACCUCCAUCUUCGAGAACCAGGAGCUGGAACUUGCUGACAACAAGAUCAAAAUGUAG